Messenger RNA from Rhododendron vialii, 1459 nucleotides. RefSeq names its product (S)-8-oxocitronellyl enol synthase CYC2. Lineage: Eukaryota; Viridiplantae; Streptophyta; Magnoliopsida; Ericales; Ericaceae. The record is from RefSeq and is a predicted model, not a curated record. Bases 27 to 1154 code for a protein of 375 amino acids. The transcript has a single exon.
CAGAGAAUCCAAUUAAGUCUGUCCCAAUGGGAGUGGAAAUAAGCAAUGGAGCAGAAGCUCCAAAUGUUGCAGUUAUCUUUGGAGCAACUGGGCUAGUAGGCAAGGAACUUGUCAAGAAGCUGCUCUCAAAAUCUAGGUGGAAGGUUUAUGGCAUAGCCAGAAAACCUGAAAUCAAGCCCACCCAAAAUCCCAAUUACCAUUUAAUCUCAUGUGACCUCCUCAACCCUUUAGAAACCCAGCAAAGGCUGUCUUCUCUCCAAGAAGUAACUCACCUUUUCUGGGUCACAUGGGCAAGCCAAUUCCCCUUGGACAGCCAAGAAUGCUAUGAGCAGAACAAGGCCAUGCUGUCCAAUGCCUUGAAUGCCAUCCUCCCAAGAACCAAUUCGCUGAAGCAUUUGUCCCUCCAGACGGGGGCUCAUCAUUAUGUGUCGUUGCAAGGCCCUUCCAGCGGAAAAGAAGUUCGUUUCUACCAUGAAGACAGUCCCAGAGCGAGUGGAGAUUUCAACUUCUACUACGCCUUGGAGGACUUGGCGAAGGAGAGGUUAGGGGGAAAAGUGGCGUGGUCGGUCCACAGGCCUGGUGUGAUAAUGGGGAAUUCAACUAGGACUGUGUUCAAUUUUAUGGGCAGUUUGUGCAUAUACGGUACUAUUUGCAAGUACUUGAAUCUUCCUUUCGUGUUUGGAGGGACAAGGGAGUGCUGGGAAGAGACGUAUAUUGACGGAUCGGAUGCUGGGUUAGUGGCAGAACAGCACAUUUGGGCUGCUACUAAUGAGGAGACAUAUUCAACCGAUGGUCAGGCCUUCAAUGCGAUCAACGGGCCGAGUUUGAUGUGGAAGGACAUAUGGCCAGCCAUUGGCUUGAAAUUCGGGUUGGAAACGCCAACAGACAUGUUUUCCCCAGAUUUUGUCUUCUCGGCGGAGUUGUCUGACAAGGCGGGCGUCUGGGAGGAGAUUGUGGAGAGGGAGGGGCUGGUCCAGACCGCGAUGGAGGAUUUGGCGAACUGGGGAUUCCUGGACAUGCUGUUCCGGUGCCCGGUGAAAAUGCUGGGGAGUCGAGAGAAAGCCGACCGGAUGGGGUGCGCAUUGAGAUGCGAUACGUUGAAUUCCGUGAUGCAUUGGAUUGAUAACAUGAGAGAAGAGAAGCUGAUUCCGUGAAACUGAAGUUUGACUUGGGAGCUAGGGAGAAGAGAGGGAAGAAGAUCCGUUUUGACUGCGAUGUUUUAGUUUUAAGGAAUGUUGAGGCCUUGUUCCCUACAUUGUUGUCCCCUUAUUUUACUCAUCUUGUAUUCAAGUAGCAGAAAGACUAAGUUGUGUUCUGUCCUCCUUUUCCCAAAUCCUGCCUUUUUUUAUGCUGAAGUAGGGGAGUUUAUUUUGACUUUAUCUUUAGCCUUAUGUUACUCUUUGUCCUGUAACUUUUCAAGUAUUUGAAUAGGUAAUCUGGACUAUCGAUUUUCAAAUUC